GUGUAUGCUUGAUUAAGGCAUACCACUGAUCAUCUCUCUCCCUGAUCUCUCUCUUAUCUGUCUCUCAACUUCAUACAAUCAUAAUCACGUACAAAAUGCCGAUCAUCUCCUCUCGUUCAAAACUAGGAAAUAAUUCAUGGGUAGUCUCAGUACUAUCUGUGUUCGUAACCACUGAAAUCUUGUUGUUUGUUGGAUUGGCAGCUGGAUCUCUGCCAGCAACAACUGCACCAAUAUCGUCCCAUUUUUCCGAAUUCUCUUCUGGAGACAUUUUCUCAGCUUAUUGCAAGCGUGCCCCCCACAAAGCAGCUUGUGAAUCCAUGCUGUCAUCGGUGCUAACUACAACAAGUACUACUACUGCGACCCCACAAACCCUAGCAGAUCUGUUUGACCACUCGGUCAAGUACAGCAUGGGCCAGGCUCACUCGGCUCGAGCCCUUGCUUACAACCUUAGCCUUUCCUACCCCUCGGCCCCCGGCAACCUAAUUGGCGGCGGCAUGAAUGACUGCCUCGAGUUGCUCGAGGAUAGUCUAGACCAGCUCUCGAAUGUUGACAACCGUGAGAAUAAGCCUGGCACCAGCAUCGAUGAUGAUGUCCGGACAUGGCUUAGUGCUGCUCUUACUAAUCAGGCAGCAUGUCUCGAAAGCCUUGAGAAUUAUCGAUUUAAGGUAGGGAAAGGCGUGAUGGAUGCUAAGGCUCAAAAUUUGAGCCAUUUCAUUAGCAACUCCCUAAACCUUUACAUGUCUUCCAAGCCAAAGGAGGCAAAAAAGUCGAGCACAAGAUCAAGUACUGGUGGCCGGAGAAAAACGUUGUCGGAGGAUUUUCCGACGUGGGUGUCGGCGGCAGAACGGAAGCUUUUGCAAGCUUCGAUAGGAGAGAUAGAAGCAAAUGCAGUGGUGGCAAAGGAUGGGAGUGGGACGCACGGGAGCAUAGGAGAGGCACUUGAGCUGGUGGCAUCAUUGGCGGAUGGCGGUAGGACUGUCAUUCACAUAAAAGCAGGGACUUAUCGGGAAAAUCUAAACAUUCCCAGUAAGCAACAUAACGUCAUGUUGGUUGGGGAUGGAAAGGGCGUAACGGUCAUUGUUGGUGAUAAGAAUUCUGUUGAUGGCUCGACCACUUACGGGACUGCCACCGUUGGCGCCAUGGGAGACGGAUUUAUAGCUCGAGACAUUACAUUUGUGAACUCUGCGGGCCCGGAAAAACACCAAGCUGUUGCCCUUCGUGUUGGUUCCGACAAGUCGGUGAUUUUCCGAUGCUCCAUCCUCGGUUACCAAGACACCCUCUACACUCUCUCCAAACGCCAGUUCUAUAGAGAAACCGACAUCUAUGGUACAGUAGAUUUCAUAUUCGGCAACUCCGCGGCCGUCUUCCAAAGCUGUGGCAUAUACGUGAGGAAGCCUCCGUCAGGGCGCGACAACUUCAUCACAGCGCAAGGUCGGAGCAGCUCAGAUGAAAACACCGGCAUUUCGAUCCAUAACUGUAAGAUAGCAGCAGCAUCCGACCUCGCUCCUGUGCAGUCGAAGUUUGCUACGUAUCUUGGAAGGCCAUGGAAGCAGCAUUCGAGGACGGUAAUCAUGCAGUCGUCUCUGGGUGGGUUAAUUCACCCAGCAGGAUGGUCGCCAUGGUCGGGGUCUUUUGCCUUGAAUACACUGUAUUAUGGGGAAUACAUGAACUCAGGGCCUGGUGCCUCCACUUCUGGUAGGGUUAAGUGGCCUGGCUACCAUUCUUCUCUCACAUCUGCUGAAGCUCAGACUUUUACCGUCGCCGGUUUUAUCGCCGGAAAUCUUUGGUUGCCCUCCACCGGGGUGUCUUUUGAUUCAGGACUUCUUGGAUGAACCAUGUCAUUGAUAGCAGGCCUAGCUAGCCACCUUUCAAGUGUUCAUAUCUAUUCAAAAGCCAAGUGUAUGUUGCUAGCCGGAAAACAUGAUCCGGUCCCUAGCUAUAUUUGCCAAUAUCUCAUUAAUUACAAAUAAGUUGUUAAUUAGUUUGCAUUUUCUUUCUAUUUUCUAAGCAACUUCGAAAAAUCAGGAAUAAAAAGAAGUUGGUGUAUGCAUGUAUAUAUACAAAUUGUGUUUAAUUGUAUGAAAGGAUUUCAGAAUUAUCUAUUAGCAAA
Messenger RNA from Carya illinoinensis, 2110 nucleotides. RefSeq names its product pectinesterase-like. Lineage: Eukaryota; Viridiplantae; Streptophyta; Magnoliopsida; Fagales; Juglandaceae. Gene Ontology annotation, molecular function: pectinesterase activity; pectinesterase inhibitor activity. Bases 96 to 1832 code for a protein of 578 amino acids. The record is from RefSeq and is a predicted model, not a curated record. The transcript is spliced from 2 exons. Gene Ontology annotation, biological process: cell wall modification.